This is a messenger RNA of Nezara viridula (southern green stink bug), 2704 nucleotides long. The record is from the annotation of a GenBank genome assembly. Lineage: Eukaryota; Metazoa; Arthropoda; Insecta; Hemiptera; Pentatomidae.
CCGUUAGUUUUGUGCUUUUAGAGUUUUUAAUAUCCUUUAAGAUAAUUAAUCUCUGGAACGAAAUGUCUGGACAUCUCAGUCCACACUCAGGAAUCCCUGGUUUUCAUUAAAAACGAACUGUUUCUCUCACAUAGCAUCACGACGAAAUAACAGACGGUCGGGUAAAACACUACAAAACUUCCGACUCGAACACGUGAAAAAGAAAUGAAAAAUCGAACGAAAUAAAGAGACACCUAAGCGAGACUAAGUUGGCAAGCCAAAGGCCGCCAUCUUGAAGUGCCACAUUCCGAUGCAGUGAUGAUGUACUACCCAUUCAACGUAACAAAUCCACAAAGAAUGUGGAUAAUUGUUCCCCUCCCCUCUUCACCACACCAUUCUGUACUACCAGUUCAAAAAUACUGUCUGCAGAUUAGUAUAACCUGAAGGAAAGGUUUUGUAAAUAAAAGAGUUUUAGCCAUAUCAAUUAUCAUCUUAUCUAUUUUUAAGUUAUCUCAAACAUUUAUAAAACUCUCAGUAUGUACUCCUUUUAGAAUGUUUCUUAAAUGCAGUUACCAUGUAUGGAAUCAAGAUUGUAAAUAUUUUAAUGAAAUACAUUAUAAAAUUCCAUAUGUGAAGAAAUCAUUUAGAGAUACAUCAAAUCAAAAUUGAAGUUGAUUGAAUAUUUCAGAAAACAAUAUGGAUGUCUCAAAAGAAAAUUUGGAAAAAAGAUUAUCUCAAUUUUUCUGUCAUUUAGGAUUAAUGAAUUUUGACAAGUGUCGAGAAAUUUUGGAAAGGGAAAAAGAAAACAGACUAGCUAUCAGAACACUACAAGUUAGACAGCUUUUCACUUUACUCUUAAAUUUUAUUGAAGCAGAAAAGUCUUAUCAUAAUUUAGGUUUUAUGUCAACAAAGAAGAUAUUCUUGCGAAAAGAUAAUUCACUGAAAUCCAUGUAUGAAUCAUUGAGAACCGAUUUAAAUAAAAUUGAGGAUCCCAAUAGCCCUGAUCAGAACACCAAUUCUAUCAUCAAUCAACUUAUUCAAUACCUAACGGCAAGGAUUCAACUUAUUGAUUUUUAUGAGAAAAUCUACGUCUUAGGAACGAGUGUGAAACAUAUAAAUUAUUAUGAAUUGCAAAAUCAAAUAGAACAAAUAAUUGAAUCUCACACAUUUUCAUUUUUGCAUCCGAUACUGAAGCCAAUUAGAAAUAUUAUCACAAAUGAAUGUGCAAUAUUAAUACACCUAUUUGGGGCUCAUGUUGAACUUCAAAAUUGGAAUUUUAUUCCAUCAAUUAUGCAUUUACAAGCAGCUCAUACAAAAUUGACAUCUUGGGAAAAAUCUCUGCAAAGUAAAGAGUCAUGGAAACUUGGAUUCGGUGCAUCAUUCUUGAAAGGAAGUCACUUACCUCAGUUGUACCAAUGGCUGCAUAAAUUAAAGUCAUCUGUUCUGAACAAAUUCACUUUAUACUUUUAUCAAGUCCUUUCACAGCAGACUGCAGCUCAAGAAAUGAGGAAUUAUACUUCUUCUAAACACAAUACAGAUUUUUAUCUCAAAUUGCAGUAUCUUCAAAAGAAAAGUAUGGCAUCAUCUGUGCUUUUGCUGUUUGAUCCAUCUGGUUUAGUAAAUUGGACCGGACCAGGCUUUCAGCAUCCUGACAGGCCCAAAGAGCUCUUGACAUCACAAUACCUUGUCAUGAUUGCACAUCCACCUUUCAAAUACGGAGAUAGGAUGGUUGGUAUUAGUAAAGCUUUGUCUGAGAGAAGUCCAGAAUAUACGCUUCCUGAUAAAGUAGUUAGCGUUUAUAACGCUGAGGAUGAUGAAGAAGAGGAAGUAGAAUCGCCAUUAGAGAAACUGCUUAAUGGAGUUUUCCCGCCUCGUAAAUGGGAAGAGAAUGGCAUCCAGUGGUAUCAAAAGAUUUCGCCUGUUGGAGCUAAACGUAUGGACGUCAUCAAGUUGUCCCAGAGGCUGGAUAACAUGAUGGCUGAAAAGGAUGCCAGGGAUAAUGGUCUCUGUGAUGCGCGCAGGCGUCUCCAUACUGAACUGAUGGAUGAAGUGACUCGACAGAUGAUUAUCCAAGAUGAACCUUUGGGCCUCCUUCUACUUAGAGCAGAACAAGGGCGUAGGGAAUUACAGGAAGUCAUAAAUAAGCUACAAGAAGAAAAGGCGUCCCUUGAACUAGAAAAGAAAAAUGCUAUGAAAUCUGUUUAUGAAAAAGAGAGAAAAGCAGCUGUUCGUUUCAAAGGUUUGAAAGGCAAAUCAACCAUUAAUCUUUCUAAAAUCAAUGUUGCUAAAUUGAAAAUAAAUUAUAAGGGUAAGAGCGUUUUUAGGUUUAAGAACGGAGAUGUUUACGUCGGUGGCUUUAAAGUCCGUUUUCCGCAAACGAUAACUAGACAUGGAAACUACAAAGUGCCAGGAUUGGGAAGUAUACUCUCAAAGUAUAUUCACAACUUGCCCAGCGCUGAAGUUGCAUUAGUCGACGUUAAUGGCUUUUAUUGGACUGGAUGUGUCAGCGAUGGCGGGGGAGUUCAGCUGUACCCAGUGAAUCCCUUCCACAACGACCCUUUGUGGCAUGAGAACACAUCAGAAAUAUCAGUGACCAGGAAGAAAAGAUCAACUCCGAUAACCUUCAAAGUUCCAAUCACCCAUCGACGGAUUACAUUAGGAGAUUUUAAUUUACAACUAUUAUCUGAACUAAAAGAUGAAUAAAAAAAAAAUUGAAUAGUAGUUU